Molecule: messenger RNA, 1483 nt
Organism: Lotus japonicus
Lineage: Eukaryota; Viridiplantae; Streptophyta; Magnoliopsida; Fabales; Fabaceae
Product: endoglucanase 13-like
Exons: 6
Coding region: 1-1446 (481 amino acids)
Biological process (GO): carbohydrate metabolic process
Molecular function (GO): hydrolase activity, hydrolyzing O-glycosyl compounds
Source: RefSeq, a predicted model, not a curated record
AUGCCGUCAAGCAGUGUCUUCGUCUUCAUUGUCCUUUGUGUUUCUUUUCUGGUCAAUAAUGCUGCUUCUGUUGAUUAUGGAGCAGCACUCACUAAAAGUUUGUUGUUUUUUGAGGGCCAACGUUCAGGGAUUCUGCCACCCGACCAGAGAGUGAAAUGGCGAGGAAAUUCGGGACUUCAAGAUGGUCAAGAUGCAAGAAUUGACCUUGUGGGUGGAUACUAUGAUGCUGGAGACAACCUGAAACUUGGGUUCCCUAUGGCAUUCACCAUAACAAUGCUUUCAUGGAGCACACUAGAAUUCAGAGACAAACUUCAAAACAACAAUGAGCUUUCAAAUGCUUUGAGUGCCAUCAAAUGGGGAACAGACUACUUCCUGAAAGCACACCCACGACCAGACACGUUGUACGGAGAAGUUGGUGAUGCUGAUUCAGACCAUGAAUGUUGGGAAAGGCCCGAGGACAUGACAACACCUCGCGGUGCCUACCAGAUCAAUGACGAAAACCCGGGGUCUGAUCUUGCUGCUGAAACUGCUGCUGCUCUUGCUGCUGCUUCGUUAGUGUUUCGGCCUGUGGAUCCAAAAUAUGCAGCCAGAAUGCUAGUUCAUGCAAUGCAAUUGUUUGACUUUGCUAUCAAUAAUGAAGGAUUGUAUCACAAUAGUAUCCCACCAGCUCAGAAAGUAUACUCCAGCAGUGGAUAUAAGGACGAAUUUCUGUGGGCAGCAGCAUGGCUAUUUCGUGCGACCAAAUUGACAAAAUACCUUGAUUACAUGGCAGGAUCAGACACAGGAGGAGUAAGAACAGUGUUCAGUUGGGACGACAAGUACAUUGGUGUACAGAUUCUAGCUGCAAAGCUUGUUUUAGAAGGUGACGCAGAACCAUCAGGGAUUUGGGUUGAAUACAAGGGAAAUGCAGAGCAAUUCAUAUGCUCUUGUGCGCAGAAAUCAAGCCAAAACGUGAAAAAAACACCAGGGGGUCUCUUAUGGUUUCUGCCAUGGAAUAAUAAUCAAUACGUUUCCACUGCUGCUUUUGCAAUGUCUGCUUAUUCUAAAUAUUUAUCUGAAAAUCAAGCAAACUUCAUGUGCACUGGUGCCAAUGUAGGUCCUUCUGAUCUCACAUCUAUUGUCCGCUCUCAGGUGGACUACAUCUUGGGUUCUAACCCCAAAAAUAUGAGCUACAUGGUGGGAUAUGGAACAAAUUAUCCGCAACAAAUUCAUCACAGAGGAGCAUCAAUUGUAUCAAUAAAUGAGGAUAAUGCACCAGUAACAUGUAAGGGAGGCUAUGACUCGUGGUUCAAUAAGAACGCGCCAAAUCCAAAUGUAUUGGAUGGAGCAGUUGUGAGCCCAGAUAUCAAUGAUGAUUAUCAAGAUAGUAGGAGUAACUUCCAGCAAGCAGAGCCAACAACUGUUACUAGUGCACCCUUAGUUGGUGUUCUUGCUUUUCUAGCUUAAUUAGAUUAAUUUGUAGUAUUUCUUAAUUAUCUUUAAG